AUGUCGCAUUCCGGCACUGUGCUCCCCUUCAGCGCAAAGGCCCACGCCCACCUGACGCCCUACCUGGCCGCCAUCCACGCCUCGUGCAUCACGCACGACCGCGCCAUUGCCACCUUUCUCCCGCCGCUGUCGCACGAGAAGCUGCUGGCCUGGUGGAAGGAGCGCAUCGCAGAGGUCAGGGACGGCAAGCGGCUGAUCUGGAUCCUCGUCAGCGGCGAGGUUGACGGCCCGGCCCGGCCCGUCAGGGGCACCGAGGUCAUGGGCGUCGUCAUGCUGUCCUUGCCGAGCUCCGAGACGGGGCCAUUUCGCGGCACCGUCGAGAAGCUGCUGAUACACAAGAGCUUCCGUGGCCGUGGCGGCGCGAGGGCCCUCAUGGCUGCCCUCGAGAGCGACGCCGCCCGGCUUGGCCGCACCGUGCUCUUGCUCGACACCGAGACGGACAGCCCGGCCGAGGCCGUGUGCAAGAAGCUGGGCUACACGGAAAUGGGUAGGAUUCCCAAGUACGGCAUGAGCCCGUCGGGUGAGCUCAAGGACGGCACCUUUCUUUACAAGCACCUCUAG
Molecule: messenger RNA, 561 nt
Organism: Hirsutella rhossiliensis
Lineage: Eukaryota; Fungi; Ascomycota; Sordariomycetes; Hypocreales; Ophiocordycipitaceae
Product: FR47-like protein
Exons: 2
Coding region: 1-561 (186 amino acids)
Molecular function (GO): acyltransferase activity, transferring groups other than amino-acyl groups
Source: RefSeq, a predicted model, not a curated record